This is a messenger RNA of Cucumis sativus (cucumber), 1047 nucleotides long. Its product is annotated as acyl-CoA--sterol O-acyltransferase 1. The record is from RefSeq and is a predicted model, not a curated record. Gene Ontology annotation, biological process: lipid metabolic process. NCBI's taxonomy places the organism in Eukaryota, Viridiplantae, Streptophyta, Magnoliopsida, Cucurbitales, Cucurbitaceae. Bases 1 to 1047 code for a protein of 348 amino acids. The transcript has a single exon.
AUGGCGGCCGAAAUUCGAAUUUUCCUUCAAACUCUCCUCUUAGUUUCUUCAUCUCUCUCUUUCUGUUUCUCAAUCAGAAACUCAAUCCCAAAUGGCUUCCUCAGAUUCCUCUUAAUUCUCCCCUUCUUCUCCCUCUUCCUCUACAUUCCUCUCCAAUUCCAAACCAUCCAUUUACAAGGCUCCAUCGGCUUCUUCAUCGGUUGGCUCGCAAGUUUCAAGCUCCUCCUCUUUGCCUUCGGUAAAGGUCCUCUCUGUUCCGCUGCCGCCUCCUCCUCCCUCCGCCGCUUCCUCGCCAUCGGCUCCCUCCCAAUCGAAAUCCCCCAGGACACCAACCGCUCCCAUCCUAAUCCCAUUCUUCCCCCGACCUACUUUAUAAAAUUAUUGCUCCUAAUUCUCACACUUGUCGCCAUCUAUUUCAAAAACUACUUACACCCAACCCUAUACCUGAUCGUCUUCUGUUUCGUAAUUUACUUCCUCCUCGAGAUUCUCAUCGGUGGCGCCGCCGCCUUCGUGAAGGCGACGCUCGGAGUCGAGUUAUUGCCGUAUUUCGACGAGCCCUAUCUGUCCGUUUCGUUACAGGAUUUUUGGGGGAAGCGAUGGAAUUUAUUGACUUCUAGAAUCCUCCGCCUCGCCGUUUACGAUCCAUGCCGGAAACUCACUGUUGGAAUCGUCGGGAAGAAAGCGUCGGCGAUGGUGGCGCUGACGGCAACAUUCGCAGUCUCCGGUUUGAUGCACGAACUCAUCUAUUUCUACAUGGGAAGAUUGGCGCCAACUUGGGAGGUGACUUGCUUCUUUUUAUUACAUGGAGUUAGUCUUUCAGCGGAGAUGGCGAUGAAGUCAGCGGUGAGGGGUAGGUUGAAGGUGCCGAGAAUUAUAUCGACGGGGUUUACAUGGUGGUUUGUGAUGACGACGAGUUCUUGGCUCUUUUUCCCGCAGUUUUUUAGGUUAAAACCGGAUGUUAGAAUGAUGGAAGAACACGCAGCUUUGGGCGCGUUUGUGAAGAACGUGACGGUACAGCUCAUCACACCCUUUAAAUUUUCUUUCUGA